This is a messenger RNA of Rotaria sp. Silwood1, 357 nucleotides long. NCBI's taxonomy places the organism in Eukaryota, Metazoa, Rotifera, Eurotatoria, Philodinida, Philodinidae. The record is from the annotation of a GenBank genome assembly.
AUGGCCACCGUACAAACAACGACAAAAACCUAUCCUUUUCUCAGUGGUUGGUUAUCUGGACCAGUGCUUAAGUUACCACGAUCUCAGUCAUUUACGAAAAUUAACGACAAGAAUGUUUCCAUGAAUGAAACACAAAUGGAAGGAUUAAAAAGUGCUCAACAAAAAUCUACUUUUUCAUGGAUACCUGUUGUGAUUGGUUGUAUCAUUGGUGCAUUACUCGGUGGAAUAGCAUUGGCUACAGCCCUUACCUACUGGCUCUCAUUAACAACAACGCCACAAAUAACAACCACCACAACGACAUCAACUACAACUUCUACACGUAUGAAAUUACUCACUAAAUGUUCUUCGUAUAAUUAA